Molecule: messenger RNA, 3682 nt
Organism: Oryzias latipes (Japanese medaka)
Lineage: Eukaryota; Metazoa; Chordata; Actinopteri; Beloniformes; Adrianichthyidae
Gene: pgap6
Product: post-glycosylphosphatidylinositol attachment to proteins 6
Cellular component (GO): membrane
Source: RefSeq, a predicted model, not a curated record
UACGCACUUACCCGGAAGUGAUUUUGCAGGUACGGUUAGGUUAUGAUAGGUGUGAAGAUGUAAGAAAAUUCAGACGGUUGAGAGGAAACAUGGACGUUUUUCUGCCUGCAAUCCUUCUCGUUGCUGCAACGACGUGGACGUCACGAGUGGAUGGCCAGGUGACCUUCAUGGCAGAGCUCACAUCCAGACCUGCUCAAAAGCUGUCCAAGUAUGGUUGGUAUGGCAACGUGAGACUACAGAGGUUCCAUAUCCCAGAGGAGACGGCCAUCGCACGCUGGACGUUCACAGUGACGAGAGGAAACAGCUUCUACUGUGGCCAGCACAACAUCACUGUGUACAUUCGAUGGGGCGCCCCUCCAGUUAUAAACCCGACUGACUGUGUGUUUCCAAACGUGACGCUUUGGAACCCCAGUUUGUCUCUGAUUCUGCCGGUAAUCUCGCAGAACUCCACAAUGUUUAACCUGUCAGACCCUGCUCCUGGGGAGUGGUUCGUCGCUGCUCACCUGCCGGAGGAUGACGGACGCAUAGAGCAGAAGGGUUUCCCGUCCUGCACGUACUUCUUCCAGCCUCAGCUGUCUGUCAGGAGAGCGGUGGACACGCCCGUUUUACCGCAGGAUGCAUUCCUCACGCAGACUGCAUCCUUUGAGCAACCUGCACGCCUUAAAUUGUUCGUUCCAGAGUUUGCCUCGUCGCUCUCGGUUACCGUGCGCGACUGCUCGUCAGGGGAGGCAGCGGAGAGCGGAAACUGCUGGCUGCUCCUCAGGCUCGGCUCUGCAUCCCUGCUGCAGCGCCCGGUAACCGUGAACUGCUCGGGGAUGAGCUGCUCUGCAUCUCUGGUUAACCCACCGUGGGACACCUGGCUGCGAGUCGUGGUGGAGAGCAGCCAGGUCAACCGCUCUGUGACCUUCCGGAUUACCUGGAGCUACACAGAGGGAUGUAAACCCAAAAGUGUAGGCCUUGAAGGAGGUGAUGAAUUCAAGAAGCCUCAGAAAAGCAGCAGCCAAAGCAACUCCACGUCAGCAAACACCACAGAGGUCUCAAACGGUUUCAGCUUUGCCAAUAAAUCCUCUGCUCUGCCGACGUCUCUGACGGUGUCGGCGUGCAUGUGGAGCGUCCCCGUUCUUUACGAGGAAGUGGACGUCCUCUCGCUCCGAUUCACAGCUGCCAAUGGGUCAAACGUCAGUGUCACAGACACGCAUCCCACUCUGCUCACCUACCCACUGCCCAGUCAAGCCACAGGGGGCACGCUCAAUCUGCGACUCACUCUGAACACGACUGAUGUAGUCUUGGACAACAGCAGCAGUGUGCUUGCCUGUUUUUCUCCCUGGGCUCCGGUCCUACAGCUCAACCACUCCCAACCUUGUCGUACAGCUUUAUUCGGAGGAUACGGUGUGGCUGUGAACACCAGUUCCCCUAAAGCUGUGCUCAGGCUGCCCUUCCCUCAGUCUGCAUCGUGGUACCUCACCCUGCAGCUCCACUGCAACAGCAGCUCCUGUGGUAACGCCUCGGUGGUGUCGGUGGUCCCAGAGUUGUCUGUCAGCGCCUGUGUGGAGGACUGUGGCUCCUACGGUGAAUGCAGGCUCCUGAGAGCCUACAGCUACUUGUACGCCGGCUGCGUCUGCAAGGCUGGCUGGAAGGGUUGGGGGUGCACUGAUUAUUCUUCGGCUCUGUCCUACGGUCGCCAGCUCCUCUCCACUCUGCUGCUCACGCUGAGCAACCUGUCUUUCCUGCCUGCCAUCGUCGUGGCAACCAGGCGCUUCUACAUUACAGAGGCAUCCGUCUACUGUUUCACCAUGUUCUUCUCCACGUUCUAUCACGCGUGUGACCAGCCGGGUGUCGCCGUUUUGUGCAUUAUGGACUACGACGCCCUGCAGUACUGCGACUUCCUCGGGUCGGUCUGUUCCAUCUGGGUCACCAUCUUGUGCAUGGCUCAAAUCAGAGCCAUAGCCAAAUACACUCUGUUCAUGCUGGGAGCUCUGCUGAUAGCCAUGUCUAUGCAACUGGACCGCAAAGGUUUGUGGAACAUGCUGGGCCCCAUCCUCUGUGCCAUACUGCUGAUGGCCUCCACCUGGGUGUACAGAGGCGUCCGCCGCAGACACUGCUACCCACCCUCCUGGAAGCGCUGGGCCUUUUACCUCGUCCCCGGACUGUGCUGCGCCCUGGUGGGGGUGUGCUUGUACAUUUUUGCUGAGACGGAGGACAACUACUACUACACGCACUCGCUGUGGCACAUCCUGGUGGCCAGCUGCGUGGUGUUCCUGCUGCCGCCGGAGGAGAAGCAGCGAGAGGCGCUGGGGUGGAGCAGAGGCUUCAGCUGGCAUUGGAGCUGGAGACCACAGAUUUGUGGAUAUACGCUCUGUGAGAGCAGCAAGGAGGAGCUCUACACCGUCACGUGAAACUACUGAAACAGCUGCUGUCGUCAGCUUUUUACAAUAUGAGAGUUCCGCCUAUAUUCUCAUAGGUCCUCAGGCUUUAUUCUCACAUAAAGAAGAGUCAAAGUAGAGAUAAAUGUGCUGCAACAUUUACUUUCACCUCACCACUAAGAGUUUAGCCUCAUUAUGGAAGUAAAUCAUACACUAGAGGAAAACGGGAAUGUUUGAUCUGAAAGUACUUACCGGUAGAAACUCUUUUAAAAUGUUUUUUUUUGUUUUCGUUUUCAUGAGCCUGAAUACCACAAGUUUUUUCUUCAUCAGCUUAAAGAUCUUUGAUCUCCACAUCGUCUAUAUGUACUUUUGGGAAUAUUUUGUUGCUCGCUUAAAGGAGAAAACUGCUGCUUUGCCAAAAACGUCCCUGUAAAAGUCUCGCAGCUCUAGUAAAAGUUGAAGUUCUACAGCAAAAAUUUUAGCAAAAUUCAAAAGGAAAAAAAAAACGCCAAAGGGAGUCAAGCAAACGAUGAAAUGUCAUUCCAGCUGCCUUAUGUGCCCUUUUUUUGUUGUGUAAGCAAAAAAAAAGCUUUAUUUGUUGAUAUUUAUUAUAAAAAACCUGAAUGAAAUCCUUCUUUCUUAGUUUGAGCGUUGAUCUAAUGUGUCUUUUUUUAUUUCUUUGUAUCUUUUAAGUUUAACAACAUCUUUUUUGUUUCAGAGGAAUGAGUGUUUAGUUUUUCUAAAGCCUUGCAUCUUAAAAAAAAUGUUUUUUUCACAAAUGUGCUGGAAAAAUUAGGAUUUUUUUUCCCUUUAACUGUCUUCUUUAACACCAGGGUGCACAUAACUUUAAAGGUCACAAGCACGUUGAAAUUCCGACAAAAAACUCUGUUCUGUGUUUUUGUUUCCCAGUACUUCAUGUCUUUGAUUGAUGCAAGGACUCAGCUUUCAAUGAAUGUAGGUGACGAUUACCGUCUCUUUCUUUAUAUGUGUGUGUCCGUUUUUUUUACCACGUGCAAAGGUCACGCAUGGCGUCCGCUCUUAAUAUAGGACACGUCGUUCCACGUGCGUGGAGGUAUAAUCCUUCUAGAAUGACAUUUAUAGGCUGUCCCACAGCAUUCCUUUUAUUGUUCGCACAAUUUCCUGUCCAUAUGCUGAUCCUAUUGUGAGGAGUGAUUUAAAACUGUUUCCUCUUUUAUUCUUUUUUUUUUUUGCUGUUAUUUUUACUUUCAAAAGGUGCAAUGCAAGUUGAGUUGAGUGCUGUGGCAAUCACUUUCUGGUCCGUUAAAGCCUAUAAAGAAUUAAAUAGGUUCUAUACAAAC